AUGGCCUCUCUGGAAUUCAACCACCGCUAUGUAGAAAUUCAAGAGCAGCAUAACCCCUUGCUGCGGAGAUUAAGGCGAAAUGUUUAUUGUUCCUCCAGACGAGUUUGGAAAUUCUUCGUUUACCAUCUACCAAUUUUGAAGUUUUUCAAAUAUUAUAAACCCAAAGAAUAUUUAUUCACGGAUAUUUUGACAGGCAUAACCAUUGGGAUUAUGCACAUUCCACAAGCCUUGGCAUUUGGAAUGCUGACGUCAGUUAAAGUAGAAAACGGAUUGUAUACUUCACUGUGGCCGAUUUUGUUUUACGUCAUUUUCGGUACAUCGCCUCACAUUUCCAUGGGAACAAGCGCUGUUAUAUGCAUGGUGACGGCGGGCGUUGUUGAUAUACAGGCAGAUGUGUUUAAGUCCGAAAAUCAACAUUUGUUAAAUUUCUAUCUGGAGAAUGCUAAUAGUACCCUGCAAAAUGCAACCACGGUAGAAUGGACAGAUAUUCCGGAGUUUAUGGAUUUUAAGGAGAACGUUGCAAUGAAUAUUUCCUUGUUCUCUGGUCUCAUUCUCAUUUUAAUGGGAAUGUUCAGGUUGGGAUUUAUCACAUUUUACUUUUCAGAAUCCUUCUUUAGCGGAUUCACUUCCGGGGCAGCAGUUCACAUAGCAACGAGCCAGAUGCCCGCGCUUCUUGGAAUUGAGGUUAAGCGGUAUUCAGGGCCCUUCAAAAUAAUCUACACCUACAGAGAUAUAUUCCUUACCAUAACCAGAGUAACCGUUGCCACGAUACUCAUUUCCGUCAUUUGUAUCGUCGUCUUGUUUGCAGUUAAGGAACUUAUUAAUGAGCGCUUCAAGCAUAAGUUGAAAGUUCCCGUCCCAAUCGAGCUGAUCGUUGUGAUUAUUGUAACAGUUGUCUCAUACAUAUCGAAGCUGGAUGAGAGUUUUGGUGUCGCUGUUGUCGGGACGAUUCCGAAUAACAUACCCGCCCCUGUCCUGCCUGAUGUCACUGGGAUUCACCAUUACUUGGGCGAUUGUUUUGUUGUCGCAAUCCUUAUAUUCUCCAACACCAUCGCCAUGGCAAAAAUAUGUGCAAAAAAGCACAAUUAUGAAUUGAAUGACAAUCAGGAAAUUUUCGCAUACGGACUCUGUAAUUUUGCUAGCUCAUUCUUUAAAUGUUUCCCGUCUGCCGUGGCUCCUCCAAGAUCGAUGAUUCUGUCUUCCAUGAACGCUAAAACGACACUUAGUGGCUUAUUUUCAGCCAUUCUAAUGCUUCUGGUCAUUGUGGCUAUCAGCGAACUUUUCUAUUCCUUACCAAGAGCUGCGUUGGCUUCCAUUAUUUUUGUAGCUCUGAAAGGGCUAUUUGUGCAAAUGUUGGACGGAAGGAGGUUUUGGAAGAUAAACAAGUACGAUUUUAUCAUUUGGCUGUCUACAAUUGCAUCAGUCAUUUUCAUUGACAUUGAUUUUGGACUUGGCAUCGGAUUAGCGAUAUCACUUCUUACAGUUGUAUUUCAGAGUCAACGUGCAUUGGCUAAGCGAUUAAUAAAAUACAAUCCUAAUUUUAAAACAGUUCGAAGUAUCCAGAAAUUAUACUCAUUAAGACCAGUUAAAAUAUUUGUGUACAAAGCUAACAUUUUUUUCGCUAAUGCUGAAAUAUUCCGGGAAAAACUGUACUCGUCGACCGUCAACCCUAGGAAGUUUAUGAAAUUAUUGAAUAAGAAGAGAGAAAUCGAGGCCAGUAGGGACGAGUCUAAAAGUGUCAUUCAAAAUGGAGAUAAUCCUGUUAAGAAGAUAUCAACCAUUUCUACUGAUAUUGGGAUGAGCAAUACUCUGUCCGUGUUUACAUCGCUCUCUAUCGACGAUUCCCUAUCGACUCCAGGAUUUGGGCCAGACUCUAAUCAGAUUGACGUUAUGGAUGGAAAUGGCAUGCGCAGAAAUUCUACGUAUGUGUGUUUACCGCCUCCUUCCCACGCUUUGAGUCUUGGGUCUAUUGACACGCUUCAAAGCCUAGAUACAAUCGAUUCAGGAUUUAACGAAAUUUCACAUCCAAAGCAGCUCUUAUCAGAAUAUAAGAGGACUCGCGUCAUCAUCCUCGAUAUGGCAUGCGUGAAUUACAUAGAUGCUUCUGGUAGCAAUCUCCUAGUCCAUAUCUAUAAAGAGUAUUCGAAAUUAGGCAUCCGCCUCAUAUUUGCAGGAAUCUCUGAAAAUGUACACAGAACACUGAACCAUUCGGGUGCGUUUGACACUAUCUCAAAAGACGACGAUUUGUUUCUUGAUCUUACGGACGCCAUUGCAUCCGCCGACGAAUACUUGCUUCAAUCUGAAACGAACUCUAGUCCUCAAUCUCAGUCUGUCAGUUUCACGGACGAAGAGGCGGCGGAGGAAUCGUAUGUUGUGCACUUGUAGAGUCACGUGAUGCAGAUUUACUCUGGCCAUUUUGACUAUGAAUUGUAAGGACGUUUAAAACAGUAUACAAUGUUUUCAUGAUACUGCGACACUUACAACAGGUCCAAAGAUUUGCGUGUAUCACGAUCAUUUAUCAUUAUGCUGUGUAUGGGUAUUGUCUGAUGAACUUUGCCUUUAUUUGAUAUACUGAACAAAAUAGGACGGUAUACGUCAAUAUAUGUCUAAUAUUUUUCACUAGAAUUUGAAUAAAAGAAAAUAUUCUU
This is a messenger RNA of Ostrea edulis (European flat oyster), 2648 nucleotides long. RefSeq names its product prestin-like. The transcript has a single exon. Gene Ontology annotation, biological process: transmembrane transport. Gene Ontology annotation, molecular function: oxalate transmembrane transporter activity; chloride transmembrane transporter activity; bicarbonate transmembrane transporter activity. Gene Ontology annotation, cellular component: membrane. The record is from RefSeq and is a predicted model, not a curated record. Bases 1 to 2385 code for a protein of 794 amino acids. Lineage: Eukaryota; Metazoa; Mollusca; Bivalvia; Ostreida; Ostreidae.